ACAUCUCGGCCACAUUUCGUCCGAGGAUCAAACCCACACACAGCCGCGUCGCUUGUUCGGGACGUCCUGUGCUGAAGCUCAGGAAGCGCGUCAGUGGCGACAGCAACACGUUCAGCUCUGCGCUCAUCUGCACCAACACCACGUCCGUGUGUGGCUGAUACAUUCACCUAUUCAACGCCAUGGAGGACUACUGUUACCCUGUUUAUUUCCAGUGCCUCGAGCUGGACGAAGAGCAGCGGAGGAGAAUCCGCAACUACUUCAAAAUCCGCCGCAAGUCAGGCGGAGGCGAGUGCGGCUGUGUGAUGAAGACAGGCGAUAAAAGCUACAGUGUUGCUUUUAAAGAGCGAGAAGCUCAGCAAAGGGUGCUGGAGAAGUCUGAGCAUGUGUUGGACUUUGCAAAUGGUCCUCUGGUUGUGAUUGUACGAACCAACCCAGAACCUCACAGCCCUGUCAGCACCGUGUCCCCCAAUCAGUCAGUGACCCCGAAACUGGAUGCGGCAGCUUCAUCACAGCAGCCCAUUCCUACUACCAGCCUGACCCCUACUGGUGAAGAGUAUGAAUUACACCCUGACGCGUUCCUCAUUCGUUACCUCAGUGAAUUUCCUACCGCCUGGAGCGAACUGCAGAGUGAACUCACCUCCGUGUCCUGCUCUGCUCAGAUUUACCCAGAGGAAGGAAGGGUUGUCGUCAGGAGAUCAGCUCAACCUGCAGAUGCAGAUAAAGUUAGAGAUUGGAAACUUGGCAUAGACAACCUGUUUGACAGCUACCUGUGUCACUAUGAGGUGGACCCUCACAAAGUCAAAGCGUUGCUUCAGUGCUGCAGCUCCUACCAGAACACAGGUGAGGUGGGGGUGUACAGUGAGGCUGGGAUGGCUGUUGUUGUAGGGAAAUGCUCUCAGGUGAACGUCACUUUGAAGAAUUUGGAGGUUUCUACUAUUAAAGCUCAGGAAUCAGUUCUUAGUGAGAAGCAAAUCAGCAUUUGUCGACUAGGAGAAGGCAAACUACGUCUUCUCCAGGAAGAGAUUAAGCAGCGUUUGGAACAAGAUUUUCCAGGAGUGAAAGCCUCACAGGGAGAUUCUGGCCAGUUAAUAUUGGAAGGUUCCAUGAAGGAGGUUGUUCUGGUCAUAGAGCUGGUUUCUGAUAUGGAGAGGUUUGUGUCAGAGACAACAGUUCCUGACAUGAGUCCACUUGUUUUGGCCUUCCUAAAAAAGGCCUAUGGAGGUCCAGGGAUGCUCCGUGAGUUUUUGGGUUUAAGUGAUGACGUUGAAAUCGAGUUACGAGACACAGAGCUACGCUUCCUCUCUAUCUCCCCAGAAAAAGUGGAAGAUGCAAAAGUAAAAACACAAGGAAAAUUUAAGGAAGUCAAACUUGAUGUUCCUAAUUGUUCUCCUCUGCUGUCUGAGCUUCGGGAAAAGCUAAAGUCCAAGACAAAUGAGAUGAACCAGGGGCAGUGGAGGGUUCAGGCUGUGUUUGUCUCAGACAUUACAGUGUGUUUACUGGGUCACAGCAAAGAGGUCGAGGAGCUAAGAGAAGUUGUCUCUCAGCUUAUUUUGGACCACUCAGAAAUAAAACACCAAGUCAUUCUCCCUUUCCCAGAGUUGUCACAAACGCUACCAGAAUUGCUUCAGCUGCAUAAUUUUGACCACUCAGGCGUGGUCUUUCAUUAUUUAACCUCUUCCUCUCGACCAAUGAUGGUUCUUGAAGGUCCAGCAGUCAAAGUGGCUGAAAUCAAGAAAUGGCUUGUUCCAUUCCUCGACUCUCUUUUUCAGACAAGAGUCACCAUUGACCUGCCAGGGGCAGCAAGGUAUUUGGAAAGUUCCUCUGGUUAUGAAAAUCUCUUAAGUCUUUCUCAAUGUCAGAAGUGCCUUUUACAUCUUCAAAAAGUGCCUCGUGAGAAUGGAAGCUCCACUGUUGCUAGCUACAGCCUCUGUGAUGGGCUCCAGGUGCAGGUGUGUCAGGGCGACAUCACUAAACUAGAGGCUGAUGCCCUGGUUAAUGCUGCCAAUGAGGAUCUGGAUCACUGUGGAGGUGUUGCUGCUGCACUGAGCAAAGCAGGUGGUCCUGAGGUGCAGAAGGAGAGCAAAGCCUUAGUGAGGCAGACUGGAAAGAUACGUACAGGGGACGUGGUGGUCACCACAGGGGGAAAUCUGAAGUGUAAGAAACUGCUGCAUGCCGUUGGUCCCAAAGCUGGAAAAGCAGGUGGCAGAGAAAAGUUCUUACUGAAAAAAACAGUCACAUCUGCUCUGCAAUUAGCAGAAUUGAUGGAGUUUAGGUCUAUAGCCAUACCGUGUAUCAGUUCAGGUAUUUUUGGUGUUCCUCUCGCUGUGUGCUCUGAGGCUAUUGUAACUGCCGUGGAAGAGUUUGGUGGUCAGGGAGGUCGCAGCCUGAGCACAAUCCUCCUGAUUGACAACAGAGAGGAGGUGGUGAGAGCCCUGCAUGACGCAUGUGAAAGGAUUCUCCAAGGGACCAGUGGUAGAAGUCGGAUGCCGAGUGGUGUGGGGGUCCAGGCUGGGGCUGCUGCCCAAAACACAGAGAGAGGAGCCACUGCUGGAGCUGCACAGGACGGUGUACAUGUAGAGGUCCUUCAGGGAACUAUCGAAACACAGCAAGUGGACGUCCUGGUCUCUCCUAUAGUUGGCCAUGACCCCCUUUCCACCAAUGUUGCAAAGGCUUUGUUCAACUUGGCUGGACCUAAGCUGACUGCAAACUUUUAUGCUGAGGCAGGAGGAGCAACACAGCCUGGUGACACCGUCCUGGUGCAGGACUUACCCGGGCUUAAAUGUAAAGCAGUGAUCUUCCUCAAUCUUGCAGUCUGGGGUAAUAACCAGCAUGGAGGUGCAGUGCAGGUGCUGAAGCGGGGCGUUGGAGAAAUCCUGACUUCCUGUGAGACCAGAGGCUUCACUUCAGUUGCGUUUCCUGUUCUUGGGACUGGCGCCAUGCUGUGUUUUCCUCACAGUGUGGUGUCCAGAGUUGUACUCGAGGAGAUCAGAGCGUUUGAGCAAAAGCGAACCAAAAGUUCCCCCUUUCUGGUCCGUAUCGUCAUUCACCCCAAUGACAGAGAAUCUAGCAAGGCCUUCCAGUCUGCCCAGGAAACUCUGCACCUCAGAGGGUUCACAAAUGAUACAGACCCAGAUCAAGCUUCCUUUUACCGCCAUGUUUCCAUACGUAAUGAUGAGGUCAUAGCCAUGCUGGGUGGAGUCAGGCUUCAGUUGGUCUAUGGUGACAUCAUAAAUGAGGACAGUGAUGCCAUUGUCAACACCACUGACUUCUCUAAAACCCAUGUUGGUGUUUCUAAAGCCAUUCUGACAGCAGCUGGGAGCACUGUUCAAGCAGAAUUGGCCCAAGCGGGCGUUCCACGGGACAACAUGUGCACUACAGGAGCUGGGUCUCUUCAGUGUAGAGAAAUAAUUCAUGCUAGAUUCAGGCGUGAUCCAAAUGUGUUUCAGAAUAACUGCAAAAAUAUACUGACACACUGCGAGAGCAAAGGCUACAGCUCUGUGUCCUUCCCAGCCAUCAACACUGGUGCGGCUGGUAUGGACCCUGCUAAAGCUUGUAAAGCCAUGCUGGAUGGAUUAUCUGCAGCCAUUAGGGACUUGAAGCCAAAUUCCCUUUCACUCAUUCGCAUUGUCAUCCAGCAACAACCAAUCUUCCAGGCGUUCAAAUCAGAGCUGGACAAUCGAUUUGGACUAAUGGCCACCAGACGCCCCAGUCUGAGAGACAAGGCAAAACAAAAGCUCAAGAAGUUGCAAGAGAAGUGCUCACAAACCCCCAGAGCUUCAGUACCAGAAGAGAAACAACCCUUCUCCUCAAAGCCUCAUCCAGCUGUAAUAAAUGUGACCUGCCGUGGUCGAGACACAGUAAAUAUAAUCAAGAGAGAUCUGGAGGACAUUGUGCAGAAGCAGCUGAUAGAGAGAGUUCUAGAUGUGAAUGAUAUUUCCAAGCUUGAUGUCAUGGAGUAUGAGGCAGUGCUGGCAAAGGUCAACGUCUUAGGAAUAAGUCUGGAGCAGAUGUUUAAAAGUGAGAUUGGCACUGGAGCUAGAAACCCAGCUGGAGCUCAGUCGGGUUUGGAAGAAGAGGUUGUUUUGCUGAAAGGCCUAAAGGACGAUGUUUGGAGCGUCACUGAGCUUGUAAACGAAUCGCUCAAAAGAGCACAGCAGGAAAAAGAAGAAGCGAUGUUGGCUCUUACAGUCCAGUGGUCCAUUCAGGAUGUGGACGGAGUCUGGAGGGAGCUGAGUCUGCAUCACAACUACAUGCUGGAGAAUGCUUAUUUGAAACAAAGCGUGUUUGCAGAUGUAAUGGCACCAAAUGGCACAAUGGUGGCAGUAAACCUGACGGCACGAGAGGCCACGGACCGACGAACAGGUUUGACCUACAAAAUGAAGAGAGAAGAGACAGAUGCAGGUUUAGAGUUGCCUCGUCAGUGGGAGCCUAUGCAACAAGAAGUCUUUAAAAAGGUCGCUCUACAACCUGACUCAGACGAGUACAAGGCCGUAGCCCAGGGUUUCCUCAACACAGCAAAUAACUACAGCAUUCAAAAGAUUGAGCGUGUGCAAAACCUCUACCUAUGGCGCGCCUAUAGCUUGUGUAGGGAGCGUAUAUUUACCAAGAAUGGUCCCGAAGACGUCGGAGAAAUGCACCUUUACCAUGGAACAAAGGCAGAGUCAUGCGAGUGCAUUGAAAGGAACAGAUUUGACAGGAGCUACGCAGGAACAAAUGCUGCUUUUUAUGGCAAAGGAGUGUACUUCGCUGUCCAUGCAAACUAUUCAGCCGAUAAAUUCUCCACACCCGACCCAUUGGGGCUGAAGCGCCUCUAUGUUGCCUGCGUCCUGACCGGGCGCUACACCGUUGGGAAUUCCGCUAUGAAAGCGCCACCUCCUCGAGGCACAGAUCCCACGGACUGCUUUGACAGUUUGGUGGACCACCAGCAGCAGCCAACCAUGUUUGUGAUCUUCCACGAUGACCAAGCCUACCCAGAGUACCUCAUCACCUUCAAAUAAGCAUUUGUAUCAAAAGAUGUGCAGUAUCAGUAUAGGUCCGAAUCAGUUACAGUGGACAGUAUCGAGAUGGUAUGGAGAUAAUGAUGUUAAGCAUUUACUGUAAACAUGGCAGGAAGUCAUUGUGCUUUAAAGUAAUUUUUUUUUCGAACCUCUGGUUUUGGGCAGUGUUUAUUUUUCAGCAAGACAAACAUAGUGUGACUGUAAAAUUAAAUUUGCGUGAAGGUAGAAUGGGCCUAUUUCAACUAACCUUUUGAAUGACUAUUAAUUUUUUUGUCUGCUUCAUUUGUAUUGGAAAGUAUGUUUAAAGAAUCAUGUCGGCAUCGUUUGACUGUUACAUAAAACAUAUUUGUUUACAUUUGUUUUUAGUUAGCCCUAGUCUGGACGAGUUGUUACUGUAGAUCAUUCAGUCAUGUUACACAUUUACUGUCACGUCUUAGGUCUACUUCCGCUGUUAUUUUGAAAGGACUUCCUGUUCAUGUCACGUCACAGCUGUUCCCUGCCAUUACCGGUCCUCAUUAUUCACACCUGCAUCUCAUCAGUAAUCAGUCACCCAGUAUUUAAGCACCACCUCUCACCCCAGCACCUUGCCAGAUUGUUGCGUGAUUUCUACCGUGUUCCAGCGUCCUGUAUUCUAGCCUAGCCUUGUUAUCUUGAACCCCGCUACUCACCACUGAUACCGAUUCUGUCUAGUCCCUGUCUGCUCUGUACGCCUUAGUUCUUGAUCCUGUCUGGUAACGACCUUGCACGCUAGCUUGAUGACGACCCUGCCUCUGACGGAGCGGUACUGUGAUCUUGAUCUCCUUGUUAACGAACCUUGCCUGCCCACGAUACGGAUUCAGCUUGAUCCUUUGUUUUACACAGUAUUGCCUACCUGUGUAUGACCCUGCCUGAUCUGGACUCUGUCUCUUGGAAUAAAGCGUGUCUGUGCUGUG
This is a messenger RNA of Betta splendens (Siamese fighting fish), 5929 nucleotides long. RefSeq names its product protein mono-ADP-ribosyltransferase PARP14-like. Gene Ontology annotation, biological process: negative regulation of gene expression. The coding region runs from base 180 to 4997 and encodes 1605 amino acids. The record is from RefSeq and is a predicted model, not a curated record. Gene Ontology annotation, molecular function: transcription corepressor activity; NAD+ poly-ADP-ribosyltransferase activity. NCBI's taxonomy places the organism in Eukaryota, Metazoa, Chordata, Actinopteri, Anabantiformes, Osphronemidae. Gene Ontology annotation, cellular component: nucleus; cytoplasm. The transcript is spliced from 15 exons.